GUGGAAGAUUAGGUGGAAGAUUAGGUGGAAGAUUAGGUGGAAGAUUAGGUGGAAGAUUAGGUGGAAGAUUAGGUGGAGGAUUAGGUGGAGGAUUAGGUGGAGGAUUAAGAUUAUUUAGAGGAGGGAGAUUAGGAUUAUUAGCCAUCGUUAGUUCUAUAUUUUGA
Diversispora eburnea is the source of this 164-nucleotide messenger RNA. NCBI's taxonomy places the organism in Eukaryota, Fungi, Glomeromycota, Glomeromycetes, Diversisporales, Diversisporaceae. The record is from the annotation of a GenBank genome assembly.